CGCCUCUCAGACGGGAAGCUCUCAGCUCAGAACUUCUCUAGCAGCUGUGGAGCGGCAUCAUCGAGUACCAUCGAGCAAGAAACCAAAAUGUGAAGGAAAAGCAGCCAUACACCACUUUCUGUAAGUAGGUGUGUAGUGGAGAAGAGUAGCCGUCUUAAAAACCAAUGCGUAAAGUUACUUUUACGCAAUAAUCUGUGCGUAAAAGUGAGUGAAAAAGAGGAUAGAAAAACUUCUGCGGUUGGAUUUGAAACGUUUUUCUCGGCUGCUGCGAUGGAUGGAUGCGUUCAGGGACUGUAAUGAAAAGCUGACAGUGGACAGUGACUAAGCCUUGCAGGCUGGGAGGUUUAAUGAAGUGAAUUUGUCUGGACUACAGACUUUAUGUAAGAAGUAGGACAAGCAUAUGCUUUUUUUUUUUGUCGUGCGUAAAAGACGCUUCGUCGUCAAAGCAUCUCGUUGUUAUGACUGCUGUUCUUCACAAAGUUGCAGCUAGAUGAUGCCACCAUUUGGGAGUUAAGUGGAAAAGUUUCGUCGUUUUUUUUACACCCUUCCUUGUCUACCUCUUCCUCAACUAUGGACGAGGGUGUUGAGUGUGCUAACCUCAGCGUGCUCAACUGGGAGCAAGUGCAGCGGCUGGAUAACAUCCUCACCGGCUCCAUCCCCAUCCACGGCCGCUGGAGCUUCCCAACGCUGGAGGUGAAGCCGCGGGAUAUCGUCAAGGUGGUCCGGAGCCGCAUGGAGGAGAAGCGCAUCCACGUCCGGGAGGUGCGUCUGAACGGUUCCGCAGCCAGCUACGUGCUGCAUGAAGACAGCGGUCUCGGGUGGAAGGAUCUGGACUUGAUAUUCUGCGCCGAGCUGAAAGGAGAGAUGGAGUUUCAGAUAGUGAAAGAUAUAGUGCUGGACUCUCUGCUAGACUUCUUGCCAGAGGGAGUGAAUAAAGAGAAGAUCACACCAGUGACCUUAAAGGAGGCCUAUGUGCAAAAGAUGGUGAAAGUGUGCAAUGACUCAGACCGCUGGAGUCUCAUUUCCCUCUCUAACAACCGCGGCAAGAACGUGGAGCUCAAGUUUGUGGACUCUCUCCGACGGCAGUUUGAGUUCAGCGUGGACUCCUUCCAAAUCCGCCUGGACUCGCUUCUCCUCUUCUACGAGUGCUCGGAGCACCCCAUGGCCGCCACCUUCCACCCCACAAUCCUCGGAGAGAGCGUCUACGGCGACUUCCCCACCGCCCUCGAUCACCUGCGCAAGCGCCUCAUCUGCACCCGGAGCCCCGAGGAGAUUCGAGGCGGGGGCUUGUUGAAGUACUGCCACCUGCUGGUACGGGGUUUCCGCGCGGCUUCCGAGACCGAGAUGAAACUGCUGCAGCGGUACAUGUGCUCGCGCUUCUUCAUAGACUUUCCCGAUGUGAGCGAGCAGAGGAGGAAGCUGGAGUCCUAUCUGCAGAACCACUUCGUGGACCUGGAGGACAGGAAGUACGACUAUCUGGCCACGCUGUACGAGGUGGUGCAGGAGAGCACGGUGUGCCUGAUGGGCCACGAGAGGCGCCAGUCGCUCAGCCUCAUCUCCUCGCUGGCGUUGCGGGUCCUGGCCGAGCAGAACGCCAUCCCCAACGCCGCCAACGUCACCUGCUUCUACCAGCCGGCUCCUUAUGUCGCAGACGGCAACUUCAGCAACUAUUACGUAGCGCAGGUUCAGCCCAUCUACCCCUGUCCUCCCUCGCCACCCCGACAGUACAUUCCUCAUCAGCACCAUCCUAUGUACGCCACCUGGUUACCCUGUAACUAAACUUUCUGUACGUUCAUGCACUUUUGCGUAACUGGUGGAACUCAUACGCCCUUGAACGUUGAUCGUUUUAUCUCUUUCUUGAGAUGGGAAAUUGGAAAAGGAAGAACAUGGGACAAAAUUAGACAGAUGGAAGAAGAAAAUAAAGGAAGGAAGGGAAAUGAGGACAACUGAACCUGGAUCAAGGCAGCGGGCCAGAGGAAGGCUUUUCCUCGGGGGAGCUGAGCACAGAGGGAGAGCUGCCAAUGAGAGAGGCUGACCCAUCAGUUUUAGGGUUCUCUCAUCAGCGCGAAGAUAAAUUUGGUAGACCAUCGGGGUGACCGACAGCUUGUAUACGAUGAUAUCUCACAGGAUCUCACAUUUGAAAUGAUGAACAUGUAUAAUAUCCACAUCCUCUUUACAUUAAAAAACAAAAUUCACAUACAGCCGCAGAGAGAAACGGAACACACAACAUGCUGAAGAUGUCGAUUCAUGGUCAAUCAACGGCGACCUUGUGACCAUGUGCACUGUGUUUGUAUGGGACUCCUUUUCACAGACAAUGCAAAAUGAGGAACUGGAUACUGUUUACAAAUCCAAAGAUCUACUUUGAUACUCAACUUUAUCUGAAUUCUUAGAUAAAAAAAACAACAACAAAACAAUGCAUGCUUUAUUUCUGUACAGGAAUAAUUUUCUUUAAGUGCCUAGAUGAAGCCUAAAGGGAAGAGAUAUUUUUGUGAUUCUUUAUCGUAGAAAACUUGUUGAGUCCUCUAAUUGAUUUUCAAGGUGAUAAUGAAUGUACAGUGGAACAGAGAGUUUACCUAUGCUGAGUAAGGUCUCUUACACUGAGUGAGGUUUUGGACCAACUGAUUUUAUUUUUUGACAAUGUUUAGUUUAAGACUCUGCUCUUAUCUGCAGUUCUGCUCGGCGAACACACAUCCUGAUUACCAAAGAGGAAGUAGCAACAUAAUCUCAUCAUCUGUAGAGACAAAUGGGGUGGUGGGGGGAGGUGGAGGGUUGGAUCAAAAAUGCUUAUAAGGGUAAAAUAGAUGGGGAUUUUGAGAGUAAUGCACAGAGAAAGAAUGGGGUUUGGCAGCUAGACAGCAAACGAGAGAGAAUAAGUUGCUCUUAUCUGCAGUUUUAUUGCAAAAUAAGGUGGUCCAGUGCGCAGCUUGAUUAGGAGACAAUGUAAUCAUCUGUAGGGGAUGAAGAAAUGUAUUUGGACAUGUAAAAAUGUUUUGCCGAUAAUGCAUUUUAAAAUGCAUCUUCAUCACAUAUCAAAAUUAAUUUAAGCAACAUGCUCAAGUGUUCUUGUGAAACUGAAAUGCAUACUAAUGAGUAGAUCUGAAAUAUACAACUCAAGCUUACUUAAAGGUGCUAUAUGGAGUUUUCAUGUAAACAAACAAAAGUUAUGUUUAUGUUUGGUCUCACCACAAAUAUUUGUUUAAAUAUUAUUUUUGGAAUAUUUCAAAAUAUUUCUUUAACAAAAUGAAACAAUGCAUUGUUUACAUAGAUGUUUGCUAGCCAGCGGGCUUCUUUUUUUACUGCCUUUUUAUGGCAGGAUUAUCCUGCCCGCAUGCUUGUACGUGUUCAUGUAUGUCCCUGUGCACGUGCACAGUAAAAACAAAACGGGCCGACUGGUAAAAGCAUUGCUCCAUAGCGCUACUAGUGGUCAAAAACUCAACAGGGCACCUUUAAGUUUCAAAUAUAUAAUAAAAAAAAAAUGAAACAUAAAAAACACCAAUGUGUUUGAAAUGCAUUCUGAAAGCAGUUUUCUCAAAUUACACUGGAGAGUUUUAAUACACACCUAUAUUUUCUUUUUCUACUUCUCCAUUUUUCACAUAAUUUGUACGCAGUUUAAAAUCAUUUUUGACACGCUGUAUGCACUCAAAAAAUAUGUUGACUUUCCAUGUGUACGAGACAAAGAGAAAAGAGACGUCUGCAAAUAUCUGCAGGACAAAACAAACUGUAUGUUUGUCAGAAGGGUAGAGGAUGGAUUGUGUAAGCAGAGCUGUAGCCACAGAGCAACUCUUGAAAGGAGUGGAGUAAAAGCAUACUACUGGUAGAGUCAGAGGCCCGGCAGAGGAGAAUAUUGUCAGAAAAUGUGCUGCGUGAAGCCUCAAGAGCUUCAAAUGUGAUGAAAGUUCAGUGAAUAUUGGCCAAUGUCUAUUUCAUCUUCUCUUUUAUGGAAAAGAGUUUGAAAUACAGUUUGGGAUGUGUGGAAAAUUUGGGGUUGCUGUCUCUUCUUAGCAUGGAAAAACACCAAACAAUGAGGAAAUAAUGCAAAAAAUGUAACUGUAAUGAUAAACACCAUCACAUGGAUAUUUGAAGGGCAAUAAGAUAAGUAGGUUUUUGUGAUGAUCAUGAAAAUAACAGAUGUAAAAUGUCAGCUUUACAAGUGCACAGAGACUCAGCAUAUUCUCUCAAACAUGUCAGAUCUCCUAUUUUUCUAUCAAUCUCUAUUUUUGUACAGUUUGUGUUUGGCUGACUUAGCAGGCAGAUUCAAAGCUGUGUCGUCGAGUAUUUUGUGGUGUGUGCAAAUUUGUGUUUCAUUUUGGCAGUGCAGGUGGACACGACGGCUAUGCUGAGAUGCAGAUUUAGCUUUUUUGUGUUCAUUGUAUGUGUGCUCUGAGCUGUUUCAUAUGGGUUUCUGUUGCUCUAAAGAGAUUGUUAUACAUGUGUUUUUAACUGCCGUCCUGUUUGGACAUGAAAACAAUGUUGACCAACUUGAGAAUUAAAAG
This is a messenger RNA of Sebastes umbrosus (honeycomb rockfish), 4493 nucleotides long. RefSeq names its product terminal nucleotidyltransferase 5A-like. NCBI's taxonomy places the organism in Eukaryota, Metazoa, Chordata, Actinopteri, Perciformes, Sebastidae. Gene Ontology annotation, biological process: mRNA stabilization. The coding region runs from base 571 to 1779 and encodes 402 amino acids. The transcript has 2 exons. The record is from RefSeq and is a predicted model, not a curated record. Gene Ontology annotation, molecular function: poly(A) RNA polymerase activity; RNA binding.